AUGUAUUCCGUUCUGUUGGAGGUAGGAGAUAAAGCUAACAACACCAAGUACAGCCGGAGGACGCUGCCGUUUGACAACGAAUCUAACGUCACCAUGACAGCCAAUCCUAUAACGGUAGAGGGCGCUGUAGGAACUGCAAACAGUAUCUGGAUAGAUAAUCUAGACAAACAAGUAGUGAUUAACUGGCAAGGUGUUUUCGAAAAUAAAAAUCAUAACAAAUUCAAUCUGCUGAAUACUGUUGCAACAUUCAAACCGCAGACAAUAAUGCACUUCCGACAUAAGAACGUGUCCUCAGUCUUGGAUGAUCACGAAGGAAAACGUACACUUAAGAAAAUAGCUAACAAAAAUGGAAUAACCAAAGUACAAAUAACUCAUAAUCUUAAAGGUCAUGGGGGGCUUCGACCUUGGACAAAUGUAGCUGGCUUUCUGGACGAGAAGGCGACCCUAAACAUUUCACGUUUGGACGGCGAAACAAUACAGAUAUCAGUAAAGGCCUUUGAUGUUAUGGGGAACAGUGCCACGCAGUCAAUAUUCAUGAAUAUUGACUCAACAUUACCUGAUGUGGAAGAACCUAAAUUGGACCCGAAUGUUAAAAAUGGAACAUUUCCGUUCUCAAGUGGAGUCCGAUUCUUGACUUACGAUGGACAGAGUGGGAUUUCCAUGUUUAAAUGGAAGAUCAAGACAAACGAAUCGGAAGAGAUUUUUCAUGAGGGACAAUCACAAGGGAACCGAACAGAGGGAACGCCAUCUAAACAUGAGGGAGAUUGCAGUCCAGGAGGAGGCUGUUUCUAUUACCUCCACCAGUUUGCGAUAAACAACUGCUGGCUGAUGGUACCCAAAGAUAAGCUGGAGACCCAGGUCAUUGAUAUUCACAUUGACGUUUUUAACCUGGCAAUGCUCAAUGCAACCGUUCGUUUGCAGAUUAACCAUUUGCCUUCGUUUGAUGGUAUAGAGGAGUAUUACGGACCGAUGGACCUUGUGGUUUCCGGAAAAACAUCCAGCAGUGCGAACUUCCAGUGGCACCAGGGACCGAGCUGUUACGACCGAACAGACAUACUACUGAUGUAUAACGUGUCUGGACAGUCACGGACAAUGCACGUACACAAGGACUCGGAAUACUACACGCUGGGUAACCUGGACCCGGAGACUACGUACACCGCACAGUUUGUCGUUGAGUACGGCGAUGAAAAAAGUGACCCCGUAAAAAUUACUUUCACGACAGGAGAAUAUGAAGGUUUAUCAGCGGGCGUUAUAGCAGCAAUCACUAUAGUUAUGCUGAUCCUUGUGGGCUUACUAAUAGCUGGCAUAGUGCUCUGGAGGACAGGCAAGCUCAAUCGCUACAAAGAGUCAAUCUACGGUCAAAUACAGCGGCGGAUAACCAGUCGUCGGCGAUCUAACACCUACAACAACUCGAGAGAGGUCAACAAGCAGAGAGACGAGAGAGGUCAAGAACGAAAGUCAUUUGCGAACCUGGCCUAUUCGGAUGUCGGUGAUGAGGAUGUGUAUAUGUAUGGUCAAAUGGUGUUUAAUGAGAACCAGUCGUGGGAGGUUCAUCACGCUGAAGUGUCUCUAGUUGAAAAGAUGAUUUCUGGACGGUUUGCUGACGUUUUCAAAGCUUCACAAAACUGCAAAAGGAACAACAGAAAGAUCGUCGUCGCCAAAGUGUUAAAGGAGUCACAUACCGAAAUAGACGAAUUGGUUAUGAAUGCUAAGAUAAACUUCUUCGCUACAAAGGUUGGUUCCCAUUCCAACGUUAUUCAAUUCGUUGGGGCUAUCCUUGACAACAAACCACUGGGUCCUUUCAUGCUGUUGGAGUUGUGUGAGACAGGUGUAAUGAGGACGUGGCUGCAGAAUCACCGAACGAAUGUGACCGACAGUGUCGUAGAUACCCUGUAUCGUAUGACCUUUGACAUAGCUAAGGGAAUGGAUUUCCUCGCCUCCAAACAGGUAUAA
This is a messenger RNA of Mizuhopecten yessoensis (Yesso scallop), 1953 nucleotides long. RefSeq lists its product as uncharacterized. NCBI's taxonomy places the organism in Eukaryota, Metazoa, Mollusca, Bivalvia, Pectinida, Pectinidae. Gene Ontology annotation, cellular component: signaling receptor complex. The record is from RefSeq and is a predicted model, not a curated record. The transcript has 10 exons. Gene Ontology annotation, molecular function: protein binding; ATP binding; transmembrane receptor protein tyrosine kinase activity. Bases 1 to 1953 code for a protein of 650 amino acids. Gene Ontology annotation, biological process: cell surface receptor protein tyrosine kinase signaling pathway; positive regulation of kinase activity; protein phosphorylation.